AUGUCGGGCCGCUCCGUGCCACAUGCCCACCCGGCCACCGCCGAGUACGAGUUUGCCAACCCGAGCCGCCUGGGCGAGCAGCGCUUCGGGGAAGGCCUCCUGCCAGAAGAGAUCCUGACCCCUACCCUCUACCACGGCUACUAUGUCCGGCCCCGGGCCGCGCCAGCUGGGGAGGGCAGCCGGGCAGGGGCCUCCGAGCUUCGGCUCAGCGAGGGCAAGUUCCAGGCGUUUCUGGACGUGAGCCACUUUACCCCAGAUGAGGUGACCGUGAGGACUGUGGACAACCUCCUGGAGGUGUCCGCCCGGCACCCGCAGCGCCUGGACCGCCACGGCUUCGUGUCGCGCGAGUUCUGCCGCACCUACGUCCUGCCGGCCGACGUGGACCCCUGGCGGGUGCGCGCCGCACUCUCCCACGACGGCAUCCUCAACCUGGAGGCGCCUCGGGGCGGCCGACAUUUGGACACAGAGGUCAACGAGGUCUACAUCUCCCUGCUCCCAGCGCCCCCUGAUCCCGAGGAAGAGGAGGAGGCCGUCGGUGUUGAGCCCUGA
Messenger RNA from Rangifer tarandus platyrhynchus (Svalbard reindeer), 549 nucleotides. The record is from the annotation of a GenBank genome assembly. NCBI's taxonomy places the organism in Eukaryota, Metazoa, Chordata, Mammalia, Artiodactyla, Cervidae.